This is a messenger RNA of Colletotrichum navitas, 1735 nucleotides long. RefSeq lists its product as uncharacterized. Gene Ontology annotation, biological process: mRNA alternative polyadenylation. NCBI's taxonomy places the organism in Eukaryota, Fungi, Ascomycota, Sordariomycetes, Glomerellales, Glomerellaceae. Gene Ontology annotation, molecular function: mRNA binding. The transcript has 3 exons. The record is from RefSeq and is a predicted model, not a curated record. Gene Ontology annotation, cellular component: mRNA cleavage and polyadenylation specificity factor complex. The coding region runs from base 198 to 1313 and encodes 371 amino acids.
AAGCACAGAGCUUCGUCUUCGGUUUUAUUUGGCUGAAGGAGAGGAUCACAUUGGCUUGGGUAUUCCAUCCAACCUCUUCCAUAUUGUCUGCGGAACGAGGAGUACGGUUCCUGUAUCUCGCAGACUAAUAACAACCUUGUUGCAACCACAACCAGGCGCACUGCUCCAACUCACGGCUACCAGAUAGUGCUGUCAACAUGGCCGAGGAGGAAUUUGAGAUCGACAUCUACGGGGACGCACCCCAAGAUCACCAGGACGGCAACGCCGAGAAUUACGAUGGACAGCAGGCCAACGGACACGCCGACGACCACAAUGAACAGCACGAGCAACAUGAACAACACGAUGACCAGCAGAACCAGCAGGAAGAGUACAACGACCAUCAGGAUGCGCCUGCUCCGCAACAAGGUGUGAAGAGGAAGGGUGAUGACAGACCUGUCGAUCCUGGUGCGACAACAGCUUUAAUGAUCUCGGACCUUAACUGGUGGAACACCGAUGAUGACAUAAGGGGUUAUGCCAGAGCGGCUCAUUGCGAAGACGAGCUGAAGGAUAUAACAUUUAGUGAACACAAGGUCAACGGAAAGAGCAAGGGCCAAGCAUAUGUCGAGUUUACAACGCAGCAAGCAGCGACGGCCGCGAAGCACGCCCUCGAGGCGACAGACGGCGGACAAGGCGUUCCUAAGAAGCACCAGGUCACCUACUCCAACCCCCACGUCAACCCGUUCCGUACGUUGCCUAAGGAUGCGCCGAACCGAGCAGGCAAGGAUCAGGGCGGCAGCAGCAGGCCUGCAGGUAACUACAACAACCAAGGCUCCUCUAUGGGCGGCGACUUCCGUGGUAACAGCUAUCGUGGCCGUGGUGGUUUCAACGGCCCUCGUGGAGGCAUGAACCAGGGUGGGUUCAACCGCAACUUCGUGGGCGGCAUGGGAGGCGGCUUCAACAACAACAACAUGGGCGGUGGCUUCAACAACGGCAUGGGCGGUGGCAACUUCGGCGGCGGUUUCCAGCGAGGUGGUGGUUUUGGUGGAGGUAUGCGUGGCGGCCCCGGCAUGCGUGGUGGACGAGGCGGAAUGCAUAACCCUAUGGGCGGCAUGGGUAUGGGCCCGAUGGGCGGUAUGCCGAUGGGAGGCAUGCCCAACAUGGGUAUGAUGGGUGGCGGAAUGCCCGGUACGACUUCCCCUUCUCUUGGACCCUCUCAGAAAUGUCACAACCCCUCAACAUCUCAAGUCGCCAAUGGCCCAUGCCAGAAGCGGAAGUACUAUGGUCGGCGCGUGGACAAGGUUGUCAAGCCUGACCAAGCACUAUCCCCUUCGUAGCACAAACUCAGUCUGUACCGGGGAUGGGCCGAUGGACCAAGGAGCGUGGUUUGGAGUUCACCACAGGAGCCACUUCACUUUUGCUCCCCGCUACUCCAGCCACGUGCUCUAGGACAUGUCAUCGUCCAGUUCUACGCUUUGACACCUCCCCCCUUCCCCUGACCGAUUUCUGUUCUGUUUGCAACUCUUCCGUUUUGCCUCCGGAGGCCACGCAUGCUGACUGUUAUUUAGGAUUCCAAGGCAUGCCACAACAGUUCAACCCAGGGUUCUUCGGUGGUAAUCAAGGUGGAGGAAACGACUGGGGCAACCCUCACGGAGCAAAGCGACCUCGACCCGAGUAGAACUCCAGGCCUAGGGGUUUCGCGCGAACCCCGACAGAGGGAGGACUCGGGAAACAGAAUCUCUAGCCGAGGACUAUAGAG